This is a messenger RNA of Microtus ochrogaster (prairie vole), 3115 nucleotides long. RefSeq names its product deoxycytidine kinase (gene Dck). Gene Ontology annotation, biological process: nucleobase-containing compound metabolic process. Lineage: Eukaryota; Metazoa; Chordata; Mammalia; Rodentia; Cricetidae. The record is from RefSeq and is a predicted model, not a curated record. Gene Ontology annotation, cellular component: cytoplasm; mitochondrion. Gene Ontology annotation, molecular function: ATP binding; deoxycytidine kinase activity.
GAGUCGGCGCCGCCAGGGCGUGGCCGCUCCACGGGCCCGCCCAGCCGCCUGCGCCGCCGCGCGCCAAAGUCAAAGUGCGGGUCCCGCCGGCGCGAGCGUGACGCUGCCUCCCGAGCUCCCAGCACCGCCGCUCUCCUGCAGGUCCCUAACCCGAGCCGUCGCGAGCAGGCAUGGCCACCCCGCCUAAGAGGUUCUGCCCUUCUCCCUCCGCCAGCUCCGAGGGGACACGCAUCAAGAAGAUCUCCAUCGAGGGGAACAUCGCCGCUGGGAAGUCCACAUUCGUGAAUAUCCUGAAGCAAGUCUGUGAAGACUGGGAAGUGGUUCCUGAACCUGUUGCCAGGUGGUGCAAUGUUCAGAAUACGCAAGAUGAGUUUGAGGAAUUGACAACGUCUCAGAAAAGUGGUGGGAAUGUUCUUCAGAUGAUGUACGAGAAACCUGAACGGUGGUCUUUCACCUUCCAAUCCUAUGCCUGCCUCAGCCGGAUCCGAGCUCAGCUUGCUGCCCUCAAUGGCAAGCUCAAAGAUGCAGAGAAACCCGUAUUAUUUUUUGAGCGAUCUGUGUAUAGUGACAGGUAUAUUUUCGCAUCUAAUUUGUAUGAAUCUGACUGCAUGAAUGAAACAGAGUGGACAAUAUAUCAGGACUGGCAUGACUGGAUGAAUAGCCAGUUUGGGCAAAGUCUUGAGCUGGAUGGAAUCAUUUAUCUUCGAGCUACUCCAGAGAAAUGCUUAAAUAGAAUAUAUUUACGGGGAAGAAACGAAGAACAAGGCAUUCCUCUUGAAUACUUAGAGAAACUUCACUAUAAACAUGAGAGCUGGCUCCUUCAUCGAACUCUGAAAACCAACUUUGAUUAUCUUCAAGAGGUGCCUAUCCUCACACUGGAUGUCAAUGAAGACUUUAAAGACAAGCAUGAAAGCCUGGUUGAGAAGGUGAAAGAGUUUUUGAGUACUUUGUGAUUGAACGGAAGACUGCAGGCAACAGAAUUGUCUCCAGAAGCUUCCGUCUGCGUGUCCUCGUAGCUUGAUUUCAUAUGAAGGUCUUCAUAGGAGUCACGUUUUUAAACCAGUUUUGUUUUAAGGAGAACAACCUUUUCUGUGUAUAUAUAUUUUAUUUAAUACUCAGAAUCCCCUGUAAAAUGUUGUGUCCUUCCUUUACUCCCUUUCUUCCUCCACUCCCUCUGUUUUGAGUCCGAGGUGUUCUCUCACACCAGGAAGUCUGGAGGUAGAUGUUCUCAGAAUCAGUGAAGUGACUGAGUCACUGUUAGGAAAGGCCCAGCCUUCUUUCUUCUCGGUUGUUAUCCUGAGCAGGUAGACAUGUUUUCAUUGUUUUGAUUUUUCGAGACAGGGUUUCUCUGUAGCAUUUUAGGUUCCUGUCCUGGAACUACCUCUUGUAGACCAGGCUGGCCUCGAACUCACAGAGAUCCGUCUGCCUCUGCCUCCCGAGUGCUGGGAUUAAAGGUGUGCGCCAUCACUGCCCGGCCCAUGUUUUCAUUGUUAUCUUACUUCGUUAGUAUUACAUCUAGAGGGUGUACAUAUUUGUAAGUUAGCAUGGCUAUUACAAGCUGAAAGGCGUAGUUUGGGGAAUCCCUGGUAUAGGGAUUUGUUUGAAGUGUGUGUUUUGUUUUUCAUCUUGUUCCCUUUGGUGGUGCUGGACAUUAAACCCAGGGUCUCAUUCAUGCUAGGGAACCUUUCUACAGUGAACUGUCUCAGCCCUGUAGUGUUUUUAUCAAGUACCUCUCCUUCCACUCCACUGAAAGUUGACAAUAGGACCAUGUGACCAUCACCUCGUUGAUGGUUAUUCAUGAGUCUGUGGUGCAUUUGUAGAGAAAGAGGUGUUGUAAUUGUGUAAUUACUUUAUAAAUCAUUUAAGUUUUGCUUGUUUCUUCAUCCAUGAUGAGUACUUUUUUAUUUUCUUUUUUUUUUUUUGUGAACGUAAAUUUUGGAGAAUGGAAGAAAUCUUUUAUAUUUAAAAGGUAGCUAAGACAUUUAUUACAUGAGUAUAAAUCUUCAUGAAGUUACUGCUUUUCUUGGAUUACUAUAGUUUAAAUGCUUGUUUAAAUUAUGUUUUUUUUUGUUUGUUUGUUUGUUUGUUUUUUGAGACAAAGUCUCUUUACAGCUCUGGCUAACCUGGAAUUCUGUAUAGAGACUGGGAUAGCCUUGAACUCCACCCACUUCUGGCUCUGUGCAGGCAUUGUUGCCCCCUCCCUCCCCACCAGAGCUGGGAUGCUGGAAUUAAAGACACACAACACCACAACACCACACCUGGCUCCGAUUUUCUUGAAAUCACUUGAGAUACAAGUAUAGUUUUUCCUCCCUUUCUUUCAGUUUUUAUGUAAAAUGGUGAUAGAACAUAAUGACAAGUUUUGAUUGGCCCUGUAUUGAUAAUUAGUCUCUCUACCUUUAUACAUGGUAAGACACAGAGGUAGAUGGUGGAGCGUUUCAGCUAUCCAGUCUGCUCCUGCCAGGUCAUCUAAGAUCAGAGUCACACACUUCUGCUGGGAGACUGUUGUGAUCACAACUUCGCUUCAUAGUUUGCUUUGUAGUUUUUCUAAAAUCUCUUAUACUUACAGAGAAAUAGUUGAUAAAACAAUUUUGCUUUAUAUAUAGUGUAUCAUGGAAAUGUUACAGUUUUUAGUUGAACUAGGAAAUAACUUUAACAAAUUCCCAAAGGCUUUAAGUUCCUGUUAACAGUGCAUGUAUCUCUAAACCGCUUUGAUGUUUAGCUGGGAACAUCCUGUAUAUAAUUAAAGAAGUAUUUUUAUUGUUUUUUUCCAGUGUAGUCUUUUAAGUUAAGUUCUGCGUUAUUUUUACCAGGUAAUUAGCCUUUCUACUUCACAUUAGGAAAAACGUGUAAUUUCUUGAAAUGAAGAAUUGCAUUUAUUUUGAAGCUAUAAUUUUCCUUUGUAAAAAUGUUACCUUUUAUUUUUGGUUUCUUAUUCAAAGAUGAUAAUUUAGAGGGUUAACUGGUACAGUAGCACUGAUCUUUGAAAAGGGGAUUCAACUUUAAAUCUGCAAUAACAAAAAAUAUAUUGUCUUGUGAUUUAUCUGACCUUUUUCUUGUUUAAUAUAAAUAAAUUUGGCACCUUAAAUGUUUGUCAAUAAAUACAUUUAAAUUUUUU